Messenger RNA from Neofelis nebulosa (Clouded leopard), 3914 nucleotides. RefSeq names its product claudin 8 (gene CLDN8). The record is from RefSeq and is a predicted model, not a curated record. Lineage: Eukaryota; Metazoa; Chordata; Mammalia; Carnivora; Felidae. The transcript has a single exon. The coding region runs from base 184 to 861 and encodes 225 amino acids. Gene Ontology annotation, molecular function: structural molecule activity. Gene Ontology annotation, cellular component: plasma membrane; bicellular tight junction. Gene Ontology annotation, biological process: bicellular tight junction assembly; cell adhesion.
CCUCAGCCAGCCCACACUGGAUUAAAUCUAGCUAGAAGUAGCCAGAAAGCUCUUUGAAAAACCACUGGGCUCCGGGUUCAUUACUACAGGACACUUGUUCUCUCCUGAGGCACAGAGAAACCUGCUGCAGAGCAACCCUGCAGGCUCAGGAGUCCAGUGGGAUAAAACCCAUCCCGGUGGAUAAUGGCCACCUAUGCCCUGCAGAUCGCUGGACUGGUGCUUGGUGGUGUUGGCAUGGUGGGCACGCUGGCCGUCACCAUCAUGCCUCAGUGGAGAGUGUCUGCCUUCAUUGGAAGCAACAUCGUGGUGUUUGAAAACUUCUGGGAAGGACUGUGGAUGAACUGCGUGAGGCAAGCCAACAUCAGAAUGCAGUGCAAAGUCUAUGACUCCCUGCUGGCGCUGUCUCCGGACGUGCAGGCAUCCAGAGGGCUCAUGUGUGCUGCUUCCGUGCUGUCCUGCCUGGCUUUCGUGACUGCCAUCCUGGGCAUGAAGUGCACCAGGUGCACCGGAGACGACGAGAAGGUGAAGGGUCACAUCUUGCUGACGGCCGGAAUCAUCUUCAUUGUCACAGGUCUCCUAGUGCUAAUCCCUGUGAGCUGGGUUGCCAAUUCCAUCAUCAGAGAGUUCUACAACCCGAUAGUGGAGACGGCCCAAAAACAUGAGCUUGGAGAGGCUCUCUACAUAGGCUGGACCACGGCGCUGGUGCUGAUUGCUGGAGGGGCACUGUUCUGCUGUGUCUCUUGUGCCGGUGAAAAGAGCAGCAGCUACAGGUACUCUGUACCUUCCCACCGCACAACCCAAAAGAGCUAUCACGUGGAAAAGAAGUCACCGAGCGUGUACUCCAGAAGUCAGUAUGUGUAGUAUGGUGGCUAGUCGUUAACUUGACCGAUAAAGCCAUGCCAAUGACUAAAGUGACCGCUGUUCUCUAAAAAUGGAAUCCAAAGGAACAUUGAUUUGCCAUUCUUAACUGCCUAACACUAAUUACAGGAACCGUGCAUUGGCUAUGUAGGCUUCUAUGAGCUAUUUCAGCAGAAUGAGAUAUCACACACCGUGCUUUGAUUGUUCUAGGAAGUGUAGUAACAUGUUUUCUAAAAUGAUUCAUGCGUCUUUGUCUUUCGCCAGUUACUUCAAAAUGACACUGUUAAAGACUGUCUUGUUUCACAAGUGUGAUUUCUCUACGCCACGGCGUUAUGUAUGGAGAUCAGCGUGUCUGUAUCUCACAUAAAGAGAGACAGGCUUAUAUGGUUCUAUUUUAAAUGAAAUACUGAUUCAAUACACUGAAUAAAUAAAACUCAACUAUUGCUUUUCAAGGGAAUCGGGGAUAAGAUUGAAGAAGGUUAAUAUUAAUUGUGUAAAAACAGCUUAGCAAUUAAUGCGUGCGAUUCCUACGGAAGGUUAAAAUGGAGGUUUUAAUCAGCAGUGUAAAGGAAGCUAAAUGGCUUUCUGAUAUCCUGUUUUUCAAGCUAGAAAUCCUAACUCCUUUAUCCUCUUUCCCCAGAGGCCUUUCUUUUCUUGUAUAUUAAAUGAAUAUCUUUUAAAAGGCAGAUACUGUUGUCGAGGAGCUUUGCAUUCAGACUGCUUUUCCAGGGCUAUCCUGAGAAGAAAGAUAAAACUGUAGUCCGAGAAACAUUGAAGACGUCAGGAAAGGGAAUUUUGUUUUUCCCCUGAAGUUUUUGUGGUUGGAGGAGGAUGCAUUUUGAUGAGAAAUCAUAUAUGUGUGUGAAUAUUUUAACAGCCGUUUGACUAUAGACUUUGGGCAUUUCUCAAUAUAAAUAACAGGAUAGGAAAAUGAUAUCUCUUGGUUUUUAGUUGCUCCCCAAAGGAACAAAACCAGGUUGUCCUUUGCAAGCUGCACCUGCUCCUAAGGUGUGUGUAGAUGGCUAGGUUUAAAUUGUCAUUUCGAUCCCAUCAAAGAUACAUUUUUUACUUGUUCUAUUUUUUAUUCAUGCGUACUGAGGUAUAGAAAUACUCUAGCUUUGAGUCUCCCCCAAAGUUGAUGCAACUGAUACUUCAAUUUGAAAGUUUGUAUCCACAUUCUAACUUAAAUGACCACACAUAUCGGCUUUAUGUCCUUUAUAUUAAUAAAUUGUGCUUUUUAUAUAAAUUUGAUGUCUUUCCUUCUUCUUUUUUUCUAUUUAUUUACUUGUUUUUUAAAACCCUAAUGUUUUCAACUUUUCAAUUUUAUUUUAUUUUAUUUUUUUAUUAAAAUUGUUUUAAUGUUAUUUUUGAGAGAGAGAGAGAGAGACAGAGAGCGAGCAGGGGAGGGGCAGAGAGACAGGGAGACACAGACUAUGAAGCAGGCUCCAGGCUCUGAGCUGUCAGCACAGAGCCUGAUGCGGGGCUCGAACUCACAAACAGUGAGAUCCUGACCUGAGCCAAAGUCAGACGCCUAACCUACUGAGCCACCCAAGUGCCCCUCAACUCUUCAAUUUUAAAAAGAGGCCACAUUUGAAAGAUAAAGGUAGACUCGUCAUUAAUUUUUGAGAAUAUAAAAUACUAUAUGUUGUUUAACAACAUUAUUCCUUAUAGCCACUGGAUUCAUACACUAAUUUUUGAUGCAGACAAUAUAUUUGUAAUGUAUUAAGAUACUGCUGUAGGUUCUAACAAAUUGAUACACUGUAAAUAUUAGGUAUGUUUAAGCCAUUUCUAUGAAGCCCCUAUUAAGUCAUUUUUGUAAAAACUUUGCAUAGUUAAGUACAUUUUUACAUCUGAGAAAUAGCAUCAAUUAAUAUACUGGCUAAUGUCUUAGGGGCGUAAGUUAUAUUUGGACCUCUACUGAAUUACAUCAUCAAAUAUUAUGUGAUUAGUUCAAUGCACAGAUGAGGACACCUGGGAAUUGUUCAUUGAUUACCCAGUAGAGUCAGGAGAAAGAAUAAGGACCAUGUGACUUCGCAGCUCAUGCUUUUUUUCUUCAGGGAAAGUAGAUUUUCUUCAGCAUCUUUCAGCUUAUCAACGGAUCUUUGUAUGUGAAAAUGCCAUGCUUAUCUAGUAUUAGUUGAGAAAACUACUAGUGUUUUUUUUUUUUUUUCUGGGGUUGGUGAUUUUGCAAUAGCUAAGUGCUAAUUUAUCCUAAGCAUGCUUGGCCCCUUGGGUCAAACCAUUCAUGAGAGCCGAAAUCAGGGAAAACUGAGCACCUUGGAGAAGUAACCCAAUCCUCUAAAUACCGGUCUUUACCAAUGCCCUUUUUACCUAGAAAGCUCUCCUGAAUGCCCCACACUCAAUUUUUAUUUUCCACUUCUUUUCUCUACCACAAUUACAACACUGCUAGUUUUUCUAAUGGUGCCACCUCUUGAAGUCUUUUCCCAGUGUUCUAUGUUUACUGUCAUCUCAUCUCUUUCCUACCUGGUUGAGAAAGAAAGUCCUCUAGACUCACAGCCUGCUGGGUUUUCUUGCCCAGCCGCCCUCCACAUUCCGAUCUCAGUUCUUCCUAAAAUGCCCCUCACCCCCUAUAAUCCUUGCAGAAAUGCUCCACUGCCAUAAGGUAGGUCCAAAUGCCUUAGUGGGUGAUAACCGACAGGCAGGGAAAUGUCUUAUAAUCUUCAUGGCAAACUGUAUCACAUCAGUGUUUUUAGCCAGUAUGGUAACAAUUAUAAAGUCAAUGUUCAGAAACCAAAAUAACUCACAUGCCAAAGGGCUUCUUUCAUAUUGUGAAAGAGAAGCACUGGAAUUAGGAAAUGAUUCGAUUAGUGGCAGGCUGAGCAUGUUUUAUAAUGUAGCUUUAUAAUGUAUUUUAUGGAAGGACACCUGAGUGGCUCAGUCGGUUAAGCGUCCGACUUCGGCUCGGGUCAUGAUCUCACAGUUCGUGAGUUGGAGCCCCAAGUCAGGCUCUGGGCUGACGCUCAGAGCCUGGGGGCUGCUUCGGAUUCUGUGUCUCCCUCUGUCUGACCCUCCCUCCCUCUCUCUCUCUCUCUCUC